UCAUUUGCUGAUCGGUACAAACUCGGCUGCGUCCGGCACACUCGGUUCUAUCUCACUGCGGUCAAUCAGUCAAUCCUCCCGGACAGUGAACACGCCCUGAACAAUCAGGGGAAAACAUCAUUGCACUUUCAGACUCAACAAUGACUGCUACUUACGCCCGUCCUAGAACAGCUAGUGCUAAUUUUCUGCCGGCCAUAUCAACAAUGGCAUCAAGUUACAAAGGCCACUAUCCUUUAAAUGUGUUCAGACAAAGCUUAAUGAUGCCUUGGAGACCUAGCACUUAUUACAAAGUAGCAUGUGUUGCUCCUACCAUAGCUGCUUUUACUAAUAAUGUCCCUGGACAUAAUGAAACCAAAACUGUUCAGAUCCCAUCGAAUAGAACAACAUUGUUGACCAGAUACAGUCCCCAGGAUUGGUAUGAAUCUAACCAGACCAGCUACAGAGAAUCAGAGUCCUACAGACACAACGCAGAGAAGCUAAGGGCUGACACUGUUCGUCUGAUUCAGAAUAAGGAAAACAUUACAAAGAAAACACAGUUUGAAACCAACAAAAACUUAGGAGAACGUGUCAAUGACAUCAUAUUUUGGAAAUCUGAAUUAGCUCAUGAGACUGAGCAAAUGAUUGGAGAAACUAAUUCUCUCAUUGAAGUCAAGAAACGAUUAGAGCGAGCCUUGGCAGAGACAGAGGGCCCUCUUCAGAUGGCACAGGAAUGUCUCUAUCAGAGAGAGAAAAGGAUCGGUAUAGAUCUUGUUCAUGAUGAUGUGGAGAAGCAGUUACUAAAGGAGGUUGAAUGUAUAAAGUCCUGUCAAGAAAGAAUGAGAAGAUAUCUGAACAAAUCAAUAACCCAACUUGCAUUAAAUAGAGAAACCCAGCAUGAGCUGGAACGGGAUAUCAGUGAUAAGAACACAGCUUACCGAAUUGAUGGGAAGUGUUACCAGCUGCGAAAUACAUCUGAUGGUAUCGGCUACUACAGAGGAAUCGAUCGUGUGGAUGCUACAAUUUCAGUUCCGGAGUCUUGGGCCAAGUUUACAGAUAAUAACAUUUUACGAUCACAGAGUGAACGAGCUGCAUCUGUUAAACUCCGCGAUGACAUUGAAAGUCUCCUGAAUUCAACUUCAAAUGAGAUGUGGAACCAGUUUAACAAUCUAAAUGUGUCAUUUACAAACCGCAUCUCUGAGACAGCUGAAGCCAAAAAUAAGUUGCAGACACAUCUUGCUAAGACCCUUCAAGUCAUCUUCCAAACUGAAAUGACAAUUGAAAGCAUCAAGAAGGCCAUCAAAGAUAAAGAAGCACCUUUAAAGGUGGCUCAAACCCGUUUGGAUGAACGUACACGGAGACCAAAUGUCGAGCUGUGCCGUGAUCCAGCCCAAAUACACCUUGUUAAUGAAGUCCAUGAACUUGAUAACACCAUUCAGACCUUGCAGCAGAGGCUAAAGGAUGCUGAAGACACUCUACAAAUGCUGGUACAUAAAAAAUCAUCCCUGGAGUAUGACCUCUCUGUUAAAGCAAACACGCUGUUCAUUGACCAAGAAAAGUGUAUGGGAAUGCGUAAAAGUUUCCCAAGCACCCCUAGACUGGUUGGAUACACGUGAAUAAAGAAAAAAGAUAUUGCCUUUCAGAUUACAAUGAACAGAUUUGCCUGACAUUGUCAAUGGUACAAUUACUGAAAAAUAGACUAUUUCUGGUGAUGGGGUGCUAUUUGAAAAUCUGUAUUGAAUAUCAAAGUCAAGUAACUCACAAAAGCUGUAAGCACCAGUGUGUUAUGAUCUUUCAACAAAUUAAAGACUAUCUGAAACUCAA
Molecule: messenger RNA, 1800 nt
Organism: Chiloscyllium plagiosum (whitespotted bambooshark)
Lineage: Eukaryota; Metazoa; Chordata; Chondrichthyes; Orectolobiformes; Hemiscylliidae
Gene: tekt3
Product: tektin 3
Biological process (GO): cilium assembly; cilium movement involved in cell motility
Cellular component (GO): sperm flagellum; microtubule cytoskeleton; nucleus
Source: RefSeq, a predicted model, not a curated record